This is a messenger RNA of Sciurus carolinensis (gray squirrel), 4671 nucleotides long. It is a transcript of the gene Ptgis, whose product is annotated as prostaglandin I2 synthase. Gene Ontology annotation, molecular function: iron ion binding; monooxygenase activity; heme binding. NCBI's taxonomy places the organism in Eukaryota, Metazoa, Chordata, Mammalia, Rodentia, Sciuridae. Bases 312 to 1814 code for a protein of 500 amino acids. The transcript is spliced from 10 exons. Gene Ontology annotation, biological process: prostaglandin biosynthetic process. The record is from RefSeq and is a predicted model, not a curated record.
CGCCCGGCCCGGCGCGAGGGACACUGGAGCCUCCACGGCGCCCGGGACCGGGCGGAGGCCGGCGCGGCGGGCUGGGCCGGGGAGGUGGGCGCGCCAGCGACCCCGGCCGGCCCGCGCCGCUCGCCCCUCCCAGGGCCCCCUCCCCUCGGGCCGGCUCCUCCCCGCCCCUCCGCAGCCACGUGUCCCCCGGGGCGGGGGCGGGGGCCUGUCCGGCGGGGCCGCGGGGUCCGGGGCGGGGCGGCGGCGGGGUCUUGGGACCGCGGCGGCCGCCGUGCGCUGCGCUACCUGGAGGGACCGCGCUCGCCGCUGCCAUGUCCUGGGCCGCACUCCUCGGCCUCCUGGCCGCGCUGCUGCUGCUGCUGCUGCUGACCCGCCGGCGCACGCGGCGACCCGGCGAGCCUCCCCUGGACCUGGGCAGCAUCCCCUGGUUGGGCCAUGCCUUGGAGUUUGGAAGAGACGCGGCCAGCUUCCUCACUAGGAUGAAGGAGAAGCAUGGUGACAUCUUUACUGUGCUGGUGGGGGGCAGGUACGUCACGGUGCUGCUGGACCCGCACUCCUACGAGGCGGUGGCGUGGGAGCCGCGCUCGCGGCUGGACUUCCACGCCUACGCCGUCUUCCUCAUGGAGAGGAUGUUCGACGUGCAGCUGCCACAUUACAGCCCCAGCGAGGAGAAGGCCAGGAUGAGACCGACGCUGCUCCACAGAGACCUGCAGGCGCUCACGGAAACCAUGUUCACCAACCUCCACUGCAUCCUGCUGGGCGACGCCGCGGAGGGGUCCGGGGGCUGGCGGGAGACCGGCCUCCUCGACCUCUGCUACAGCUCUCUGCUCAGAGCCGGCUACCUGACCCUGUAUGGAGUGGAGGCCUCGCCCCGCACCCUGCAGAGCCAGGCCCGGGACAGCGCCCACUCGGCCGACGUCUACCACACCUUCCGCCAGUUGGACCUGCUGCUCCCCAAGCUGGCCCGAGGCUCCCUGUCCAUGGGGGAUAAGGACCGUGUGAGCAGCGUCAAAGGCCACCUGUGGAAGCUGCUGUCUCCGGUCAGGCUGGCCACCCGGGCCCAGCGGAGCAGCUGGCUGGAGAGCUACCUGCUGCACCUGGAGGAGCUGGGCGUGUCGGAGGAGAUGCAGGCGCGCGCGCUGGUGCUGCAGCUCUGGGCCACGCAGGGGAACAUGGGCCCUGCCGCCUUCUGGCUCCUUCUCUUCCUCCUCAAGAAUCCCGAGGCCCUGGCUGCCGUCCGCGGGGAGCUGGAACGUGUCCUCUGGCGGGCAGAGCAGCCUGUGUCACAGAUGACCACCCUGCCACAGAAGGUUUUGGACAACAUGCCUGUGCUCGACAGUGUCCUCAAUGAGACCCUCAGGCUCACUGCUGCACCCUUUAUCACCCGAGAGGUGGUGGUGGACAUGGCUAUGCCCAUGGCAGAUGGGCGGGAAUUCUCUCUGCGACGUGGUGACCGCCUCCUCCUCUUCCCCUUCCUGAGUCCCCAGAAAGACCCAGACAUCUACUCAGAUCCUGAGGUAUUUAAAUACAACCGAUUCCUGAACGCGGACGGGUCGGAGAAGAAAGACUUCUACAAGGACGGGAAGCGGCUGAAGAGCUACACGGUGCCCUGGGGAGCGGGGCACAACCAGUGCCUGGGCAGGGGCUACGCCACCAGCAGCAUCAAGCAAUUCGUGGUCCUGGUGCUGUCGUGCUGUGAGCUGGAGCUGGUCAGCACAGACGUGGAGGUCCCCGAGUUUGACCUCAGCAGGUACGGCUUUGGCCUCAUGCAGCCCGAACAAGAUGUGCCUGUCCGGUACCGCGUCCGGCUGUGACCUGCUGUGACCUGCAGAGCAGCCUCCUCCCGCCAGCUUCCUCCAGCCAGCCUCCUCCCAUCAACGUCCGGCUCUGACUUUCCUCACACUCUCCUGCUGCUCCCAAAGGCCGUGGCCAGUGACAGGAAGGACGGUCAGGGAGCUGCAGAGGACGUACAGCAAGAAAAGGCCUCAGAAGCUCUGGGUUGCCGCUGCGGAGUUCAAGCUGCAGCCCAGACUCCUCCUCCUCUGGUUCACCUUGUCCCCCUCACCCUGUGAUGUCCCCUGAAGCUGAUCCAGACUGGGCAGGGCCAGGAGUCAGCUCCAGGACAACUAGUGUGGUCCAGGGCUUAGCCAGUCAAAGCAGGUGCUGGCUGUGGAAGGUCCCUCUGGACCCAGCAGUGCGUCCAUGGCAUAAUCUCUGUUCCCUGAUUACUAAGGUGGCUAGAUCCAGAGGAGUCCCUUGGGACCUCUCCCUCCCUGGGCGCCCCCCUUGCUGGACAGGCCCGCCCUCCGUUCAUGUGAUACCUGAGAGAACAGAGAAGGAUCUUCUGAGGCCCCCGGAGCGCUGGGUUCUGGGAAAGAGUCCUCUGUUGUCCAAUCGUCGGCCCCAGAGGGAUGGGCUUUCCCGUCUCAGCCAGGGGCCAGGGAAGACAGGCCCCGGGGGCUGAAGGAGCUGGCCCAGGCCCCUGGGCUGCUGAAGCCCAGCUGGGAGGGGCUGAGCUCUCUGCCCCACAAAGUCCGCGGCAGGUUUCACUUGGCCUUCACUUUUAAAAAACUGACUUAGUUUUUAUCCCACCACCUGCGGGAGAGGCAACUCAGAAGUUCAGCUUCUCCUGACACUUGGACGCUCUGGCACAUGGGCCCCACUGCCCAGGGCACCACGGCUAGAGCCGAGGGCAGCCCUCUGCCCUGUUGGGGCCUGUGCUCCGGCUCCCCCAAGUCUGGGCUUGGUCUGCUUCCAGCCAGGAAGGCAUCUGAGCUGGAGACCAAUCUGGCUCUGAGAAGCCAUGUCUGGGAGGUGGCAGGAACCAGCUCGCCCGUCCUUGGGCCGGUUAUUCAUCCAGCCUGCUUGCUCCAGCCUCGGAACAAACAGAGCAGUAAUGGAACCGGACCUUUGCCUCGGCCUUGAGAGAAAGCCACAUAAAAAGAGCGAAAGUGCUUGCAGGCCUGUAUGGUGACGGCAGUGUGCUUGAUAUCGGGUGCUGCUGUGGGAUGCCCUUUGAAUGCUGUGGCAGGCCCAGCGGACGUCCCAUUCCUCCCAGCAUCUCUGUGAGGAGAGGACGGCAGUGCCCACUUUAUGCAUGAGAAAGCAGGCUCAGAGAGGUGAGGUGGGUUGCCUGGGGUCACACAGCUGGUCAGCUGGUAGAACUGGGACACAUACUUCUUGUUCUAGGAGCAAGUGUUAGAGGGGCAGCUCUUUGUUCCGCGGGUCCAGGGCUGCUGGGGGUGUAGUUCUGUCUGGCAUCGGAGCACUGACAGACAGCCAGAGGCGCCGAGGGGAUUCAUCCCUUGAGGGGCAGACCCAGACAGGCCCAGCGCGAGGUCCCUCCAGCUUUAGGAGGAGGGACAGGGUAGGCCCCAGAUCCUCUGAAUGUUCCAGGGGCCAGUCUCUUAUUGGAGCAGGGCUGGGCUCGGGGGCUUCCCCAGCCCGCCAUCUCCAGGCGGCCCCUGGAUUCCCAGACAGACGGUGUGAUUGGCAGGAGGCUGGAUAUCCCCAGGGAAACCCAUCUUCACGCCCGGGUGACCCCGCAGCCGCCUGCUUCUUAACUCUGCAGGAAAUCGGAGCUGGCAGCCUCCUGUGGGAGGACAGCCGGUUUCCAUGGCAACCCUCAGCUGCCGCCUCGCUGCUGGAGGGGAAGGAAGAAAGCCAGCAGGAAGAGCUGGGGAGGUCCCCGGGGCCUGGCGUGCGGGGAAGACCUGCCUGGUCCCCUCCACGUCUGUGCUGGGCUGUCCCCGAGGCUAGACUCACCUGCCUUCGAGGAAGGGCCGCCUCCCCAAGUGGCACUCCUUGGAGCCAGGUCAUUAGGGAUCCCUCCAGGGGAGGAGGGCGCUCCUGCCGGCCGGUCGCGGUGACGCUGGGCAGAGACGACUUCACCUGCCCUUGCUUUUGUCCUUACCGUUUUUCUUGUCUUUUCCUUUCUCCUCUUUGGUUUUGCCUUUUAACAAGUGCCGGAGGGCGCGGUGGCGCGGCGAAGUGCCGCGGGCCGGCUGGCCAGGUCCUGGGUGUCGGGCUAGCUCUUCUGCUUUGCUGAGGGUCACAAAGUCGCAGCGUGUCAGGACCCUUGGGGGUUGAGAGGUCUGCCCUAGAGGGUGUCCUGAGCGCUGUUGUUACUGGGUGUUUUUUUCUUUUUUCCUAUAUUUUAAAUUGUUUUCCAAAUAUUCUCCUUUAAACAGACUCACUUUUUUUAAAUUUAAAUCUGUCUUUCGGUUGCUGCCAGGAAUGGACAUCACGUAUCGCUCGCUGCCAAAAAUAGAGAAUGACUGUGAAAGAAAUCGGCCGGGGAGGGGCGGCGGGCGGCAAGGCCCGGUUCAGAGCCAAGAGCGGGAGGCCAGGGCUGCCCCCGGCUUGCCACCUCUCCUCCGUGAACCUGCAGGCCCCGGGCUGAGGAGCCAGGCUCUCCCUGCAGAGGCUGGUACUCCACCAGGGGGCGCCACCCGCUGCAGCCUGGCCCUGCCACCUGCCCCUCUCCAGACAGGCUGAGGGGCCAGCAGUCUCGUCCCUAGUAAUUGAUUUCCGUGUUCUUGCUGUUUUAAUAAACACAGUUUCAUGGUUAGCAUGACCGUUAUGUCACUUUAAUAAAGAGUUCUAUUUUCAUGUAACCUUGAUGAGUGGAAACAGGCUGAAUCUAUUAAACCAUCUUGUUUGUGGAUCUCC